GCUCAGCGCCACUUUAUUUUAUUUUCAGGAAACUAUGACGACCUGUACCAGUGGUCGGUGGAGUCAUAUUCCGACUUCUGGGCCGAAUUCUGGAAAUUCAGCGGGAUUGUGUCUUCCCGCAUGUAUGACGAGGUGGUGGACACGUCCAAGGGCGUGGCCGACGUGCCCGAGUGGUUCAGGGGCAGCCGUCUGAACUACGCCGAGAACCUCCUGCGGCACAAGGAGAACGACAAGGUUGCUGUUUACGUGGCGAGGGAAGGCAAAGAGGAAAUCGUGAAGGUGACCUUUGAAGAGCUGCGGCAGCAGGUGGCAUUGUUCGCAGCGGCAAUGAGGAAAGUCGGCGUGAGGAAAGGAGACCGCGUCGUGGGUUAUUUACCCAACGGCGUGCAUGCCCUGGAGGCCAUGCUGGCUGCAGCGAGCAUUGGCGCCAUCUGGAGCGCCACAUCCCCUGACUUCGGUGUGAAUGGUGUCCUGGACCGGUUUUCCCAGAUCCAGCCGAAGCUCAUCUUCUCCGUGGAGGCCGUUGUGUAUAACCGCAAAGAGCACGGCCACCUGGACAAGCUGCAGCAGGUCGUGAAAGGGCUGCCCGACUUGGAGAGAGUGGUGGUGAUUCCUUACAUCACCUCCAGGGAGAAGAUCGACAUCUCCAAGAUCCCCAACAGCAUGUUCCUGGACGACUUUCUCGCGGCCGGGAAAGGGGACCAAGCGCCCCAGCUGGAGUUUGAGCAGCUGCCCUUCAGCCACCCUCUCUUCAUCAUGUUCUCGUCGGGCACGACUGGGGCGCCCAAGUGCAUGGUGCACUCCGCCGGGGGCACCCUCAUCCAGCACCUGAAGGAGCACGUGCUGCACGGGGACACGACCAGCAGCGACAUCCUGCUGUACUACACCACGGUGGGCUGGAUGAUGUGGAACUGGAUGGUGUCUGCUCUGGCCACGGGCGCAGCCCUGGUCCUGUACGACGGCUCCCCGCUGGCGCCCUCGCCCACGGUGCUCUGCGACCUGGUUGACAGGAUAGGCAUCACCAUCCUGGGAACAGGGGCCAAGUGGCUGUCGGUGCUCGAGGAGAGGAACCUGCGGCCCGCGGAAACCCACAGCCUGCAGACGCUGCACACGAUCCUGUCCACCGGCUCCCCGCUCAAAGCCCAGAGCUACGAGUACGUGUACAGGAACAUCAAGAGCAACGUCCUGCUGGGCUCCAUUUCAGGUGGCACUGACAUCAUCUCCUGCUUCAUGGGCCAGAACGUCUCCCUCCCGGUGCACAGAGGGGAGAUCCAGGCCCGGAACCUGGGCAUGGCCGUGGAGGCCUGGGACGAAGAAGGAAAGGCGGUGUGGGGGGAGAGCGGGGAGCUGGUGUGCACCAGGCCCUUCCCCUCCCAGCCCACCCACUUCUGGAUGGACGAGAGUGGCAGCAAGUACCACAAGGCCUACUUCUCCAAGUUCCCAGGUGUCUGGGCGCACGGGGACUACUGCAGGAUCAACCCCAAGACCGGGGGCAUCGUGAUGCUGGGCCGGAGCGACGGGACACUCAACCCCAAUGGAGUGCGGUUCGGCAGCUCGGAAAUCUACAACAUCGUGGAAGCCUUCGAGGAGGUGAUGGACAGCCUCUGCGUCCCCCAGUACAACAGGGACGGCGAGGAGCGGGUGGUCCUCUUCCUGAAGAUGGCCCCGGGCCACGCCUUCCGGCCCGAGCUGACCAAGCGCAUCCGGGAUGCCAUCCGCCUCGGCCUGUCGGCCCGACACGUGCCCAGCGUCAUCCUGGAGACCAAGGCCAUCCCGUACACCGUCAACGGCAAGAAGGUGGAGGUGGCGGUGAAGCAAGUCAUCGCGGGCAAGGCUGUGGAGAACCACGGGGCCUUCUCGAACCCGGAGACGCUGGACCUGUACCGGCACAUCCCCGAGCUGCAGGGCUUCUGAGUGACCUCGCAGCCCCCGGCCCCGGCGGUGCCGCAACGUGCGUCCAGGGUUUACUCAGACCGCUGGCCGCCGGGGGACACGCGCCAUGUCUGGGGGC
Molecule: messenger RNA, 2011 nt
Organism: Miniopterus natalensis
Lineage: Eukaryota; Metazoa; Chordata; Mammalia; Chiroptera; Miniopteridae
Source: RefSeq, a predicted model, not a curated record